GGCUCUCCAGCGAACAGAGGUAAUAGGAACAGUCUUCAUCAGACAAAAGUGGAGACCUGUGAACGGAGGUCACUAGAAGUUUCUAGAUUUUUGCGGAGAUAGACAGCCUUUUUAAACAUUGGAUUGGGAGCUGGUUUCCUCGUGAGCUCUUGAACUGUUCUGUGGCUUGCAGAACAGAGGACAGGACUUUGGUUGAUUUGUUUUUGGACGUGGUGGAGAGCUAGGGAUCCACAACAGCCAAGCAACAUCAGUACCAACUCCAUCUUCUCCACCUUAAGAAAAGUGGAAAAGAAAUGCUCAUAUCUUACGGCAACAGGAUCUAAUUUUCCUCUUCUAUUGGUCUUUGAAUGGAAGCUGCCUCUUACGUCCAGCUGAACGACACUAUAAGCACCUGGAUUAAGAGCAAGUACAUGGAUAUGGAUUAAAGCAGACAGGAUGUUUUAAUGCCACCUUUAAAAGGGAACUUUCAGAAUUCUGUUCUUAAAAUGAGUGAACCUCCUUUUUCGAGUUCGCAAAUCAAUUGAAGUGUGUCUCCUGACCCUUGAGCGGCGGGUAAAUAUGAGCGGCUGUUUCUAGUUCUCAUAUGAGCAAAAUAUCAGCUAACCAAGCGAUGACGCCCGGUCCACGAUGAACUGCACCCCCAACACCACCGUUAACCCCCAGGGGGGUCAAAACCUGAACCCGGGCUCUGGGGGCGGGGCGGGGGAAGGGCCAGGGUCUACCUCUGCUUCUGGCGGUGGCGGCGGCGGCGGUGGCGGCCUUUGGGUGACAUCGGUCCUCGGCGCCAUGCUCAUGACCAUGUGCGCCCUGGGGGUGGCGGGCAACGUGUACACGCUGUUCAUCAUGCGCUCGGCGGCGCUGCGCCGCACGGGCUCCAUGUACGUGUACAUCCUGAACCUGGCCCUCGCCGACCUGCUCUACCUGUCCACCAUCCCCUUCGUGGUGUGCACCUACUUCGCCCACGACUGGCUGUUCGGCGAGGCGGGCUGCCGCCUCCUGCUCAGCCUGGACCUGCUCACCAUGCACGCCAGCGUCUUCGUGCUGGUCGCCAUGACGCUGGAGCGCUACCGCGCCGUGGCCCGCCCCUUCAGCGCCCGCCGCUCCCAGGCACGCGGCCGCAAGGUGGCCGCCGCCUUCAUCUGGGCGGCGGCCGUGGUGCUCACGCUGCCCAUGAUGGUGAUGAUCCGGCAGCGCCAGGGCAGCAAGGUCAACGCCGCCGGCGCCGUCAAGCGGAUCUGCUUCCCCACCUGGACCCCCGAGGCCUUCAAGGCGUACCUGACCGUCAUGUUCCUGACCAGCGUGCUGGUGCCGGGGCUGCUGAUGGUGGCGCUGUACGCGGGGCUGGCCAGGCACUACUGGGCGGCGCAGGCCAGCCUGGGAGGCUGCGGCAGCAGCAGCAGCAGCCGCGGGCGCUCGGCGCGCAGGCGGGGCCUCAAGCAGAAGGUGGCCAGCAUGAUCUUCUCCAUCGUGGUGGCGUACUGGGCCUGCUUCCUGCCCUUCUGGGUGUGGCAGCUGACCAAGCUCUUCUCGCCCGAGAGCCUCAGGCCGCUGUCGGCCGCCACGCACAACUACGUCAACUUCUCGGUCACGUGCCUGACGUACGGCAACAGCUGCGUCAACCCGCUGCUGUACACCCUGCUGACGCGGAACUACAAGGACUACCUGGCCCAGAAGGGGCAGACCAUGGCCUCCAGCAGGGCGGAGGGCGGCUCGGCCGUCAGCGGGCCCUGCAUAGCCCUGCGUGGAGCCUCCUGCGGAUGACCCGGUCAGCGGGGG
Gadus morhua (Atlantic cod) is the source of this 1776-nucleotide messenger RNA. It is a transcript of the gene uts2r4, whose product is annotated as urotensin-2 receptor 4. Gene Ontology annotation, molecular function: urotensin II receptor activity. Gene Ontology annotation, biological process: regulation of blood pressure; neuropeptide signaling pathway; blood vessel diameter maintenance. The record is from RefSeq and is a predicted model, not a curated record. The coding region runs from base 628 to 1761 and encodes 377 amino acids. The transcript has a single exon. Gene Ontology annotation, cellular component: plasma membrane. Lineage: Eukaryota; Metazoa; Chordata; Actinopteri; Gadiformes; Gadidae.